CAGAGGGCUACGACAGGGUGGCACAUCUGUCCCGUGUGGAAAUUUGUGACAGGGAGGUGUCGUCUCCAUCUGCUGUACCCGCCGAUCCACAACGAAUUCUCUUACGUAGCUGGCACAGACCAGAGCCAGCAUCGCCCCUGCCCCCAGUGCCACUCGUCAAAUGAGUUGUUGGACACAUGUCAUUGAGACAGUUAUGGAACGAUAUCAAAUUUCAUGCUGAAUAUGAAAGAUCCUUCGCCUCUGUCAAAGAUAACCUUACCUUCCUCGCCAUCCGGCCGCCCCAUUUCGACACCGCGACCCAGAAUAUCACCCACCAGAACCAGGAGGCAAGGAGCAAGCUCAUUGACUCGGGCAUGACAGUGUUACAAGUCGUUGAGCACAACAUCGAUCUCUCUCCUUCGCACGUUGACCUCCGACACAAGGUCUUCUGCUCCAAAUGGCGACGUCAAUGGUUGUUCCGAUCACGCUUGUGGCCAUUCUGAUGAACGCGGGAGUUGGUGAUUUUGACGUCUCGAAACGGACAUGUCUUGAACCACUCCAGGUGAUCGCGAGUCGUCAUGAUAUCUGAAUGGUCGACCUUGGAAGCAUUGUGUGACGGGUUGUUGGUAGCUUGUGAAAGCCACAGAAUUGUUGUACUGUACUCUAACGUAUCCUACGAGUACGCAUACAAGUAUGUGUGUGAGAACAGGCUCUGUAGGUAUCGUGUGAUCUUAUUCCACGGCGUGCCUCGCUCAGCUCUUCACUACUUGCAUUUCUCUAGUCAUAUUUGACCAUUGCUGAUGCAAGUCCACGGGCUUCAUGAGACCCUCGUCGAGGUGAGCACCAGGAUUCAAGACUGCGUCGAAAUCACCAUCGAG
Messenger RNA from Cryptococcus amylolentus CBS 6039, 857 nucleotides. RefSeq lists its product as hypothetical. NCBI's taxonomy places the organism in Eukaryota, Fungi, Basidiomycota, Tremellomycetes, Tremellales, Cryptococcaceae. The record is from RefSeq and is a predicted model, not a curated record. The transcript is spliced from 2 exons. Bases 177 to 482 code for a protein of 101 amino acids.